Messenger RNA from Mya arenaria, 1525 nucleotides. RefSeq lists its product as uncharacterized. Bases 300 to 1133 code for a protein of 277 amino acids. The record is from RefSeq and is a predicted model, not a curated record. NCBI's taxonomy places the organism in Eukaryota, Metazoa, Mollusca, Bivalvia, Myida, Myidae. The transcript has 4 exons.
UAUUCGUCAUGCAGUUAAACAGCAUGGAUGAAUUAUUCAUACAAGUGGAUACACGAUACAUACACACUGGUAUUACGUUUAUUGCUGCUGAUCGAAGCCUGCCGAGGGCAUUGUGAAUCACUGUACAAGUGACUGCGUAUCGAUCUGAUAUAUGUAUUGAAUUGGUUUCCAUCUAGGUCAUACCUGUGUUGUCCAACUGCCAUUUUGAAAUAUAAAUAUCUGAAUGAGGUGAAGGAGAUUUUGUAAUACAGUAAAAUGAAAGUAUAACAACUUAUUCGUUAAAACUUCAGGAAAUAGUCAUGACCACUGAAGGGGAAGGCCGUGCUGUGGCACUUCAGAGAUACAAGAUUUUAGCCGGUCUGAUGGGACUGUUGUCUGCCGGACUGUUGAUCAUUGGAAUUAUCGCCGUUACCAAGUACCCGGAUAGUGGCUUCGGACCCCCAUAUUUCAUCGGAUGUUUUGUCGUCGGAUGUUUGGGUCUGAUUCACGCGCUGGUGUGUACCUUCAUCGCUUUUAAAGGCGGCGAUAUCGAUAAUGAUGACAUCAAGAAAAGAGAAAUAGGAUGCGCAAUGACUGGACACUACAUACUGUCUAUGUUUCUAUUUAUGGGCUGUUUCAUUGGUACGAUUCUCGCCGGCAUCGGAGGUCUAGGUCGUAGUAGUUACUUUGACGAAAAAACUGGAUAUGAGGACAAAGUGAAGACCCUAUCUGGUAUUAUAAUUGCCGGCUGCAUAUUGACGUUAGGUGUUAACGUGUUCGGCAUGUGUAUCGUAUGCACCUAUGGCAGCUAUUUUGGUGUUCAUAUUCAAAAUCGUCAACGAGGUAGAGCUGUGAUAACAUUCGGAACAACUGGAACAGGCACAAACACUGCUUUUGUCACACACACGGGAGGCUUACAAAUGGGCGGGAUGGGUGCGAAUGCCGAUAUACAAACUCUUCAGGAACAAAAUAGACUGCUUCAAGAGAACCUACGGCUCCAACAAGAGCUGUUUAACCAGCAACAACGAGCGCAAGGAAACCAGUAUGGAUUUAACCCCCCUCCUCCGUCAAACUACCCCCCGGGGGGAGUGUAUCCCCCACCGGAUCCUUCCUUCCCAUCGGCACCUCCGCCUAGCUAUGAUACAGUGAAAUAGAGAGCUAUCUAGUAUAUUGGUCUUAACCAUUUUUGUACGGAAUAACUGAACUCGUUUCCAGCGUCGUUAUGUUUAUGCGUUGAACUAACUAGCAUAAAGACGCAAUACAGCGGCCAUACGUUUAAAUUGUAUUGCUAUUUUCAUCAAACUAAAUAUAAUUAUCUACCAACUAUGAUGGUUUAUAACCUAUCAACAGUGCAUUCAUGAUGAAUCAGUUCAUUUUCUCCACGAAUUAAGUAAAAAUCGUUUACAAUACGACGUGUACAUAACCAUUUUCUUGUAUAUUGGUUAUUAUUUAGUGUACUUGUUACCCCAUUGGAACAAGAGUUUUAUCUUUCAUUAACUUCGAGUGUACGAUACACACAAUUGUACGAUACAUUUUAUUUGUGCUA